Molecule: messenger RNA, 1210 nt
Organism: Papilio polytes (common Mormon)
Lineage: Eukaryota; Metazoa; Arthropoda; Insecta; Lepidoptera; Papilionidae
Product: UPF0160 protein
Exons: 4
Coding region: 103-1182 (359 amino acids)
Cellular component (GO): nucleus; cytoplasm
Source: RefSeq, a predicted model, not a curated record
GACAAAAUAUGACAACUCAGCUCUUAACCUAAUAUAUCCACAUAGGAGUGUUUUGUCUAAAAAUCGUAGUAUUUACUUUCUUUUAUAAAAUGUUUUACCGUAAUGUUUAAAAAUAUUGUCUAUAACAUUACCAGUUUUAUAAAUCUUUCAUCAAAAUCAAAUAAAUACCACAUUAUCAAACGUUUUAAUUCAACAAUCAUGAAGAUUGGCACUCACGAUGGCGUGUUCCACUGCGACGAAGUCCUGGCUUGCUGCAUGCUUAAACUAUUACCUAUCUUCAAAGACGCGGAGAUAAUUCGUACAAGAGAUAUGUCGAAGUUAGAUACAUGUGACAUAGUGGUAGAUGUUGGUGCUGUGUUUGACCACGAAAAACAACGCUAUGAUCAUCAUCAAAGAGAAUUUAAUGAAACAUUAAGCACUGUGAGACCAGAACUAGGUGAUAAGUAUAAAAUCAAAUUAAGUUCUGCAGGUCUAGUAUAUGCAUACUAUGGAGAAAAAGUGAUUCGCUCAGUCGAACCUAAAGAUGCUCCUAUAAGUGAUGAAAACUUGAAAGUUAUCUAUAAAAAAGUCUAUGAAAACCUUAUAGAAGAAAUAGACGGAAUAGACAAUGGUGUACCAAUGACUGUAGAAGAACCGAAAUAUAGAAUUCGUACACAUUUAAGCGCUCGUGUUGGCAGAUUAAAUCCGGAAUGGAAUAGUGAACAAAAAGUUGAUUUGAAUGAAGUAUUUAAAAAAGCAAUGGACAUGGUUAGAGAAGAAUUUUUGUUUACAGUGAAUUAUUCAAUAUCAGUAUGGUUGCCAGCUCGGAAUUAUGUUAAAUCUUCAUUAGAGAGUAGAUUUGAGGUACACAAAUCUGGAGCAAUAUUGGAAUUUAAAGAAAGAUUUCCAUGGAAAGAACAUUUGUUUGAUUUGGAGACGGAAAUGGGGUUGGGUCAUCAAACUAAAUAUGUGAUUUUUAAUGACAAGCCCAAUUCGUGGAGAGUGCAAGCGGUUUCUUUGGAUCCUCUUAGCUUUUUGUUAAGAAAGCCACUACACAAAGACUGGUGGGGUGUCAGAGAUGAAGUAUUGAGCGAUGUGUCAGGUAUUGAUGGCUGCAUCUUCUGUCACAGUACUGGCUUCAUCGGUGGCAAUGUGUCAAGAGAAGGUGCUCUGAAGAUGGCUAUUGCCAGUUUAGAAGCUUGAAUACAUAAUAAAAUCGAUUAAAUACAAA